This is a messenger RNA of Cadophora gregata, 1047 nucleotides long. RefSeq lists its product as uncharacterized. The transcript has 5 exons. Bases 1 to 1047 code for a protein of 348 amino acids. NCBI's taxonomy places the organism in Eukaryota, Fungi, Ascomycota, Leotiomycetes, Helotiales, Ploettnerulaceae. The record is from RefSeq and is a predicted model, not a curated record.
AUGGCUUACACAUCGUACAAGACGUUGAUCCCAGUACUCAUAUUCGGCGCCGUCGUGCUUGCCGAUAUCCUUGAUAGCCCCGAAUUCGAAGGGCUGUUCCCAAACGAUGAGAACCCAUCAAUCCCACCAGACCCAAAAGCCUGGGAAGGCGUGAAAGGCGUGGUUGUCUCGGGGCGAUCCUCCGACUUGGUCGAGCGUCAAGGCGUGGUGUAUGUCGUUCUGGCUAUCACUCUUGUGGCUCAGAAAGUCUGGUCAGCUGUCAGCUGGGCAGUUGGCUUGUUCGGACUCGCAUCUUCGGCGUAUGGACUUGCGAAAGAUUGUGUCCAGAAGUAUGAUAGGUCGGACUGUAUCAUUGCUUCCAUUGGAUUGGUGAUCAGUGCCUUUGCUACUGGGUACAAGGUCAAGUCUGGAUUCCGUGUGCGGAGUGAUGGGCUUGAGACUCAUGCAUACUGGAUCGAUGCCGACGAGGCAAAGCGAUCGUCAGAGGCACAUAUCCCGCUAUCCCAUAGAUCACUCAAAGAAUCUUCCAUGGCAACCCAAAAUAACGGAACAUGGGAGCGACAUGCAACUUUCUUCUGGGAUAACGAGGAGUCUCACUAUCUUAUGUACCGAAAAGCAACACCCGAAGAUCUUGGUUUUGAGAAUGACGGCACUUUCCAUCAUUACCGUAUCGAAGACAGUGACAACGUGAAAGAUCUUCGCAAGAGAAUUGAAUUGGGCCACCCCGGACUUGAGAAGCGUCUUGAGAACAGAGCCUACGGCGUUGUGACCGAUUACCUCUGGCAAAACGGAAACCAAAAUAACUACAACCAGAUGCAUGAUUCGGCUGAUUUCAAAGAUAUGACACGCAAGAUUGACAACUAUUUGGAAGGAAAUAAGCAAGGGGUGUCUUGUCUGACUCCCAUUGGGACGGUUGCUGGGCCUGGAGGCAGUACUCGGUUCCGGGUUGACAACGGUAUUAUCGCGUAUGGCUGGAACGAUAAGCCUUUUGGGUUCAAUGGGCGUGCUGGAAGCUGGACAGAGGGAUGUAAGGGGAGCAACGUUUGA